UUGUCCCUGGCGCCUCACGUCUUUCAAGUUUCGAGCUUCGAGUCUAGAGAGAGAAAGAAAGAAACUCUAUAGAGAGAGAGAGAGAGAGCUCAUGCGUGUUCCCUGGCUCUGCGGUUGAACUGAACACGCUGAUACUCCCGAGGCUCGACCUGCACGCCUUCUUCGCCGGAAAUGACGGUAUUCGGCCACUCCGGCGGCGGUUUCCUCGCCGGUAAACAGGUCUUCCCGGUCGACUACGAAGCAGAGGUCUCGCAGCGUCUCCUCGAAGCCUGCCUCUCCGGCGAUCUCAAAUCGGCGUCCGAGUGUAUGGCCGAUCCGUUCGUCGACGUGAACUUCGUCGGCGCCGUGUGCCUGAAGGUCAAGAAGACUGAAGUCAUGCUGCGUGAUGAGUCCGCGAGCGAGGUUCGGGUGGAGUACGAGGAGUUCAAGACCGAUGUCACGCCGUUGUUCCUCGCCGUCCAUGCCGGAAAUGUGACUCUCGUGAGGAAACUGCUGAGCGUUGGGGCUGAUGUGAACCAGAAACUGUUCAAGGGCUUUGCAAUAACAGCAGCAGUUAGAGAGGGCCAUGUUGAGAUCUUGGAGAUCUUACUUAAAGCUGGGGCAUCUCAGCCAGGUUGUGAGGAGGCUCUGUUGGAGGCAUGCUGUCACGGGCAAGCACAACUUGCCAAGCUGCUUAUGGACUCUGAUUUAAUUCGGCCCCAUAUUUCUGUGCAUGCUCUUGUCAUUGCAUGUUGUAGAGGGUUCGUGGAGGUGGUGGGUGCUCUCAUGAAGUGUGGAGUGGAUGUUGGUGCAACUGACAGGGUUCUGCUAAGGUCUUCCAAGCCUUCUUUGCACACAAAUGUUGACUGUACUGCUCUUGCUGCUGCUGUUGUUAGUAGACAGGUCUCUGUUGUCCGUCUGCUGUUACAGGCAGGUGCUCGGACUGAUGUCGAAGUGAGGCUGGGGGCAUGGUCAUGGGAUGCAGCAUCAGGGGAAGAGUUCCGAGUGGGUGCAGGACUAGCAGAACCAUAUGCCAUCACCUGGUGUGCUGUGGAGUAUUUUGAUGCCACUGGUGCUAUUCUGCAGAUGCUCCUCCAGCAUCAUCCCCCCAAUACCCCUUACUGUGGAAGAACCCUCCUCCACCAUGCAAUCCUCUGUGGUAAUGAAGGAGCUGUGAAGGUGCUGUUGACCUGUGGUGCACAUGUAGAAUGUCCUGUUAAAACAAACUGGAAAAUUGAAUUUCGUCCAAUACACUUGGCUGCUCGCUUUGGGUUUUACAUGAUCCUUCAAACUCUAAUUGAGUUCCGAUGUGAUCUAAAUUCUAAGACAGAUACUGGUGACACAGCCCUCACAAUUUGUGCAAAGCACAGGUGGGAAGAGUGCCUUCGUAUAUUGGCUGCAGCUGUUGCUGAUUUUGGCUUGGUCAAUGUUUCUGGGCAAUCGGCAAGUUCAAUUGCGGGGUCAAAUGGGUGGUCCAUCGGGUUUCAGAAUGCAAUACUAGGUGUAAUUAGGUCUGGAAAGGUUCCUAGGUCAAGCAAUGCCUCUGUGUUCUCUCCUCUCAUGUUCGUAGCUCGAGCAGGUGAUACUGAGGCUUUGGAGGCUCUAAUCGGUAGGGCAGACAUCAGUAUUGACUAUCAAGAUGAAAGUGGUUUUUCACCAGUCAUGGUUGCUGCCUUGGCAGGUCAUGUGGAGGCUUUCAGGGUGCUUGUCUAUGCAGGUGCUGAUGUAAAGCUGUGUAAUAAAUCCGGUGAUACUGCAAUUACCCUGUCCCAAUCAAACCAGAAUCGGGACCAAUUUGAGAAGGUAAUGCUAGAGUUUGCUCUUGAAAGAGGCAACCGGAAUGCAGGAGGUUUUUAUGCUCUGCAUUGUGCAGCACGUCGUGGAGACUUAGCUGCGGUUCGGUUGUUGACCAGUAAGGGCUAUGAUGUAAAUGUUUGUGAUGGGAAUGGAUACACGCCACUUAUGUUAGCUGCAAGGGAAGGUCAUGGACUUGUGUGUGAGCUUCUGAUCUCAUAUGGAGCUCACUGCAACAUCAAAAAUUCCAAGGGCGAAACAGCACUCUCCCUUGCAAGGAUGAACAGUAGCAUUAGAAAUGAUGCAGAAAAUGUCAUACUUGACGAACUUGCUCGGAGGCUCGUCUUGCAGGGUGGCUAUGUGCAGAAGCACACCAAGGGAGGAAAAGGAGCUCCGCAUGGGAAAGAAAUGAAGAUGAUUGGGGGAGAGGGUGUUUUGCGAUGGGGCAAAUCAGGCCAGAGAAACGUGAUGUGCCGCGAGGCCAAGGUGGGGCCAAGCCCGGGAUUUAGGAGGAAUAGGCAGAAGAAGGGGGAUGCUGAUGAGCCCGGGGUGUUUCGGGUGGUGACGACCAGGAACAAGGAGGUGCAUUUUGUGGGCGAGGGAGGGCUGGAAGCAGCGGAGCUGUGGGUGAGGGGAAUACUGCUUGUGAUGAGGGAGGCAUCCAGUGCUAAGAAGAGGGAAGAUGAGAAAUGGUAGGUGAAAUGACAAUUGAGGGUUUUGUGUAGGAUGUAUAGAGUUAGGUGCUAGCAGUGUACUUCACCUUGAAGUACUUGGAGCUUUUCUUCCCCUAUGUAAAGAUUUUGAUCCAGUAGUUGUAUAAAUGUUUGUUUGUUUUGUUUCUUCCUCUUACAUAAAGAAGAAAGAAGAAAAAUGAGAAACCAGUUGACGGAAA
This is a messenger RNA of Malania oleifera, 2665 nucleotides long. RefSeq lists its product as uncharacterized. Gene Ontology annotation, molecular function: protein binding. The record is from RefSeq and is a predicted model, not a curated record. The transcript has 4 exons. Lineage: Eukaryota; Viridiplantae; Streptophyta; Magnoliopsida; Santalales; Ximeniaceae. The coding region runs from base 172 to 2469 and encodes 765 amino acids.